Messenger RNA from Aspergillus fischeri NRRL 181, 1443 nucleotides. RefSeq names its product putative vacuolar sorting protein SNF7 family protein. The record is from RefSeq and is a predicted model, not a curated record. Bases 1 to 1443 code for a protein of 480 amino acids. The transcript is spliced from 5 exons. NCBI's taxonomy places the organism in Eukaryota, Fungi, Ascomycota, Eurotiomycetes, Eurotiales, Aspergillaceae. Gene Ontology annotation, cellular component: multivesicular body; cytoplasmic side of plasma membrane; ESCRT III complex. Gene Ontology annotation, biological process: vesicle budding from membrane; late endosome to vacuole transport via multivesicular body sorting pathway.
AUGAGUGACCUCCUGAACUACAUCCUCACACAAGAAGACUCCUUCAAAAAAAACCGCUUGCCCUCGCUUUACUCCGACUUCACCUUACAGAAGAAGACGAACCCCGACGGAUAUGCGGUGAACGUCGCUGCGUGGGAGCGGGCCCUGACGAGGGCCGCAAGGCGGGGCUGUAUAUCGACUUCUCCUUCUCGCGAACCGAGCUCGGCAACCGGUACAGCGAUCCAAAGCGACCAUCUGAUAUUGAGGACGGACGAUUCACUGUUACGAGCUCUAGAAAUACCUGAGUAUGGUCGGCCGGUGGCGCUUGGUGCGGUGCUGGAUGAAGCGAUCCGGAAGCAUACUAUGGUCCCAUUGCAGGUUUUCAAAGCCAGUGCGCUCAGCUUGCAGCAAAGGCAAUGGAGGAUUAUCAAACCCGGGGCAUUGAGCCCAUGGAAUGUGAUGACAUGGGGGAUGAAGCAGUUGAGAGGUUUUGUCGUUGGGAGUGACACGCCAGAGACUUCCGCUAGAUUACAGGUUCGGGAGCUGGUAUUGGUAGACAACCUAAAGGAGGCAGCAGAUCGGGUAGUGAAGCAGACUCUUGGGGGCAGUCAAUCAAAGAUGGAUCUAAUCUACUCCAAAGAACGUUUUACAGAAGAGUUCGCAACAGUUCUUAACAAGGACAGUGGGCUUUCAAGCGCUGAUUUCGAUGUCUUGUUACUUUAUCUAUCCCGUGAUAUAGGGGCUAUCGCGUAUGACGGCAAGACCAUCAGGUUCAGACCCUCGAACGACUCGCCGCGCGAGAUCACCGACCAAGACGCUACCAUUGCCUCUAUCAAAUCACUCCUGUCGACUAUGACAAAGCAAGUCGACCGUCUGGAGAGCAAGAUUGAGGAGCUGAACUUGACCGCAAAAGUCGCUGUCCAGAAGAAAAAUCGUGUCUCAGCAUUGGCAGCGGUACGCUCCAAGAAGCUGGCUGAGCAUAAUCUGAAGCAAAGACUGGACACUCUGACGCAGCUCGAAGAAGUCUAUUCAAAGAUCGAAAAUGCCGCGGACCAGGUUGAAUACGUCCGAGUGAUGGAAGCGAGCACGGGUGUUCUUCGCGGACUGCAUACUCAAAUUGGCGGCGUCGAGAGAGUUGAGGACGUUGUUGAGGAGCUGCGUGAAGAGAUGUCCAAGGUGGACGAAAUCGGCAACAUCAUGAAUGAGGUUGCGCCGGAGAUCGACGAGACAGAGCUGGAUGACGAGCUUGAAGAACUGGAGAAUAGGGAGCGACAAGCGGUGGAAGAAAAGGAGGCAGAAGAGACUCGCAAGAAGCUCGCUGAGCUUGACGACCUCGAACAGAAAGCCAAAGAGGCUGCACACACAGCCGCGUCGGAGCAGAGCGUAGAUUCGGCGAUCGAGGAAAGUAUUGAAAGGCUGUCGCACAUGUCGGUUGAGGAAGGUUCCGGGGCCACGGCCCAGUGA